CGGUGGUGCAUGAGUAGAUCUCGUGCUUUCACUGCGCUAGGGAUGUUACAAAAAAGAAGACUACGGUUAUGAUAUGACCUUAGAAAGCCUUGGCCUGAGGAUGGGCUGCCAGGGGCGCAGGAAGAUGAAUUGACAGGAAGCUAUAAAUGGAUGGAGACAUGAGCAGAUAGAAUUUGGCACAUUUGCUGAAGCUUUGGAGGGACUGAGGAAAACUAAUGGACAGAAAAGAAAGAAGACAGACAAAAGGACAGAGCGACAGUAAAGAAUGUCAGAUUCCAACUGACACAUUUUGCUGAAUCAAUGAGGAAUUAGCGAUGGAUAAAAGGACAUUAAAGUGACUGUUUUUUCUGCUGACAAUUGAUGACGCAAGUAACGGCUCUGUGGGAUGACACGCAGAAACGGCUACAAAUAUGGAGCAUAACACGCUGACAGUUUGCUGUUAAUGAGUGUGGGACAGGAAGGACAUAUGAUAAUAAUGGGCAGACUGUCACUAAUAAUGACUGUGUGCCAGCUGGUAAUUGCUAAGCAUGCUGGGAUAGCAGAACUGGCCACUGAGUAACGGACACAGUCAGUAACUAGUAAGACCCUAGCGGCAACUGGUUGUCUCAAAGCAUGCUGGGACAUCAGGUUUCCCAGAUAUGUAACACCUAAGUAUGCCGGGACUUUGGAAACAACACAGCUGAUGAUGAACAGACGAGGACAGGUCAGAGGUCGGAGGUUUGUCAAGGCAGACUACUAUGAACUGGACUGGUACUAUGAGGAGUGUACUGAUGUGCUGUGUGCUGACAGAGUGGGACAGAUGACGAAGACCUACAGUGACAUUGAUGCUGUCACUCGACUGCUGGAAGAGAAAGAGCGUGACUUGGAGUUAGCAGCUCGCAUCGGACAGUCACUGCUGAAGAAAAACAAAGCCCUCAGUGAGAGGAAUGAAGUGCUAGAGGAGCAAGUGGAGCACAUCCGAGAGGAGGUGUCUCAGCUGCGGCAUGACUUGUCCAUGAAAGAUGAGCUGUUACAGUUCUAUACCAGCGCUGCCGAGGAGAGUGAGGGGGAGUCCACCACCUCCACACCUGUGCGUCCCAGUGAAACCAGUGUGUCAACUCCAAUUAGUUUCCCCCUUGACUCCUUGCAGAAGAAACUCAAAGAUCUGGAGGAAGAAAACAAAUCAUUGCGAUCUGAGGCUAGUCAUUUGGAGACGGAAACCAUUUCGUACGAGGAGAAAGAGCUGCAACUUGUCAAUGACUGUGUCAAAGAACUACGUGAUGCCAAUGUGCAGAUUUCCUCUCUGGCUGAGGAGCUGGCCAGGAAGACUGAAGACGCCUCCAGACAGCAGGAGGAGAUCACACACCUCCUCUCCCAGAUAGUAGACCUCCAGAAGAAGGCCAAGAUGUAUGCCGUGGAGAACGAGGGGCUGACUCAGCACUUAGGUGCAGCCAAAGAUGCCCAGAGACAACUCACUGCUGAACUGCGAGAGCUACAAGACAAGUAUGCAGAGUGCAUGGAGAUGCUUCAUGAGGCUCAGGAGGAGCUGAAGAACCUGAGAAAUAAAACUCUACCACUCAGCACACCGAGGCGUUUCCAUUCUCUGGGUCUGUUCCCAAUGGACUCUCUGGCAGCAGAAAUCGAGGGCACCAUGAGAAAGGAACUUCAGAUGGAUGAUCCAGAUGUAGAGGAGCAGAGACUGCACCCGAAGCGAGUGUUCCAGACGGUGAAAAACCUGAACUUGAUGCGUCAGCAGCGUUCAUCGCUGGCCCCCUCCCCCCUCAACAUCCCAGGCUCCAACCAGACAUCAUGCCUCACCUCAGGGCUCUCCAGCAGGGUGGGCACGCCACGCUCCAACUCCAUAUAUGGAAGCGACACAGGAAGUGGGAUCAUCCUAGACAACAGGACGAGCAGUAUCCUGGAGGGUCCGGAUGAUGGGUCAGAGGACUCUAACAAGCGUCCCCCUGGAACUCCAGGGACCCCAGGCAGCAGGGACCUGGAGGCGGCCCUGCGACGUUUGUCCCUCCGCCGUGACAACUACCUCUCAGAAAAACGCUUCUUUGAAGAUGAGAGGGAGAGGAAGCUGGCUUACCUGGCCAAAGCAGAAGAAAAGGGAGGUGAGGGGAGUAGCGGAGGCCCAGGGACACCGACAGAGAGCCUGUUGUCGCUGUGCUCUCAUCCCUCCUUAGGAAGCGUCUGGUCGGGGUACUCAUUCACAGCGAGGUCCUACCUGCCGGAGAAGCUACAAAUUGUAAAGCCGCUAGAAGGCUCUGCUACUCUCCACGCAUGGCAGCAGUUGGCUCAACCUCACAUGGGCGCUCUGCUGGAUCAUCGGCCCGGUGUGGUGACGAAGGGCUUCCGCACUUUAGCACACGAGCAGGAACAGGAAGACGGCUGGCACCUGGACCAACCAGAGGAGGACGAAGUUUCAUGCGACUCAUUCACCGGCAUGCCAGGAGAGAGCUCUGCUCCCUUGGAUGUGCCUCACUCUACCUCUUCUCCCUCCAUCUGCUGCAACAAAAAUGGAGACACGGAUGACAAUAGCCAAUCGGAAACAUUGCAAGGAGACAUGUGCAGGGCUAGAGAAGCCAUUCAUGGAAAAGAUGGACAUGUCGGAAGCAUGCCCCUUUCUUUCUCCGGCUCGUCCCCUUCUUCUUCUCCUCUCCCCACUUCUUCUGAGAUGAUGAAUGGACACGUGGACCUCAAGGAGCUCCAGGCCUUACAGGCCGCCACAGUGGACCGUAUGCCUGUUAAUUUCCCGGGGAAGUGUAUGUCCCAUACCAGCUCUACAUACACCUUCACCACCUGCAGGAUUCUCCACCCUUCUGAUCAGCUGACCUCUGUAUCCUCAAGCUCGGUUAUGGCCUCCUGUCAGAGCAGUGCUUGCAUCGGCACCCCUACCCCCGCCUCGUCUCCCAUACCCUUCUCUGCCCCACAGACACCUUCUUACACCCCCUGCUGCACCCCACGCCGCCUCUCUCUCUCCCUCUCACUAGCAGAGUCCUCCACCAACCUUCGGGACUCCACCAAGACCACCAGCACCUCUUUAGGCCUGGUGCGCCUCCUGCUGGAGCAUGGGAUUUCUGCCUCGGUGUACGACCCCCGCAGCUGGGACCGAGGGUUGGAUGCGAGCAGAGCUUCAACACCCGUGGGAGAAGCGCAAGCGCAGAGGAGCACCAACGCACUAGGGGAGACUGAAAAAAGAAAACUGGCAAAACGUCCGGACACCCUCCUCCUCCAGCCCUCCACUCCGCCCAACUCCCCUCGAUCCAAAUCUGCCUCUUCCACCACCAACCGCCCAGUCUUUCAGUUCAGCCCUUCCGCUGAAGACCCGCCAUUUUAUGACACCUUCCUCGCCUCUAAGCCAGCUCGUACCAUUCUGAGGGAGAUUCUGGGGGAGGCGGAGAGGGAACGAGAGGGACGACUGGAUGAUGACAGCCAAACAGAGAAGCUAAACCUGCGACUUGUGGACAAACUGAAACGUUUCCGCACCCUCUCCCCUCAUGCCGGUCCUGCUUCAUCUGGGGGUUCUCUAUUAGCCUCCUUUGGCUCUACCGGACUGGGGAACAGUGCACUGGGCGGGGGGCUUCCAGGUUUGAAUGCAGGGCUGAGGAGGAAUCGGAGCUAUCCCGCUAUGGUAGGGGCCAGUAUGGCUAUGAAAGACCCGGGAGGACCCCCUAACGCAGAGAUGGUCAUACCACAUACGAUGCAAACCCCACAACAGGAAAUGGACAAAAUGCAAACAAAUCACACAAAGGCCGCACACAUACCACAGACACUACAUGAACUGGACACAGCAGCACCACAGACAGUGAAACAGACACACACCAGGCCGAACUUCAGACUGUGGCACUCCACAAGCAGCGAGCAACACAGUGACGAUGAAACCGGGACAUAAUGGGAGGAUAGUCAGUGUAGUAGCUCAUAUUCCAAAACACUAACCUUUCACAGUACCAUACGAUGUUAAACGUGCACACAUACAC
Molecule: messenger RNA, 3962 nt
Organism: Plectropomus leopardus (leopard coralgrouper)
Lineage: Eukaryota; Metazoa; Chordata; Actinopteri; Perciformes; Serranidae
Gene: trak1a
Product: trafficking protein, kinesin binding 1a
Biological process (GO): protein targeting; mitochondrion distribution; anterograde axonal transport of mitochondrion
Cellular component (GO): mitochondrion; cytoplasmic vesicle; dendrite
Molecular function (GO): GABA receptor binding; myosin binding
Source: RefSeq, a predicted model, not a curated record